This is a messenger RNA of Penaeus chinensis, 579 nucleotides long. RefSeq names its product cuticle protein 8-like. Gene Ontology annotation, cellular component: extracellular matrix. Bases 19 to 432 code for a protein of 137 amino acids. The transcript is spliced from 4 exons. The record is from RefSeq and is a predicted model, not a curated record. Lineage: Eukaryota; Metazoa; Arthropoda; Malacostraca; Decapoda; Penaeidae.
GCACAUCCCUCUCUGAUCAUGGAUUAUAAGUUUGCAGUUUUGGCGCUGGUGCUGGGAGUGGCUGUGGCCGCCCCUCAGUACGGGUAUGAGCCUCCAGCAACGCCGUCCUCCCUCUACGAGACCCCGGCGGAGAGCGUGCAGCAGCCCGUCCAGCUGUACGAGGCGCCCUCCGAGAACCUCCUGGUCGCUGAACCCCAGAACCUUGUGCCAAAUAUUGUCUCCCCACCUCAGCCCAUGGAAGGAAUGCCCUACGACUUCGAGUGGGGCGUCGAGGAUGGAGAGAGCGGCAACGCCUUCAGCCACGUGGAGAACAGCGACGGCCAGACCAUGCAGGGCGAAUACCGGGUUCUCCUUCCCGACGGCCGCACUCAGGUGGUAAAAUUCUUCGACAACGGAGAGGGUUUCAACGCUGAUGUUACUUAUGAAAAGUAAACUUUGUUGCGGGAUGUGAACCAGCGCCUCCCGCGGUUCUCAUAUUUACCACUGAAUGUAUUAUUCUACUACUCGUGUAAAGACUUUUCCUUGUGUGUAACUAUUCUUAUUUAUGUGAUGAUUUCAAAUCAACAAUAAAUCUUUUAU